UUAACCUUAACCUUAAUCUUCACACACAUUAACCUCUCUUGUCUGUCUCACUUUCUUACCUAUUCAACUUUCUCUCUCUUCAAUUUUCUCUCUCCUCCACAAUCUCUUCCAAUUCUGGUUUCUCUUUCACUCCCUCCCUCUUCUUCUUCUUCUUCCCCUCCCCCCUCUCUCUCUCUCUCACACACACACACACACAGAGUACUGUGAUCACCUUCAUUCAACAAAACCCUAAUUUCAACUUUUAAGGGAAAUUUUGAAAAGAGGAAAAAAUUUCAUUUUUUCUUCUUUCAAUUUCAAUUUUGUGAAAACUUGUGAUUUAAGGGAUUAUUCAGGAUUGGUAUAUAUGUCCUACAAUCAAUCAAAAACGGAAAAGAACGACGCCUUUUAUCGAAAAUCUGGGCGAUCGUCUAGCUUUAAUCAGCAGAGAGGUCCCUCAGGUGGUCAUGGAAGGGGCAGCGGUGGCCAGGCACCGGCUUCGUCACUUAACUCUAAUAGGAGUUUUAGCAAGAAGUCUAAUAAUGCACAAGGUGGGCAAUAUCGGGUGAACCCUUCACCCGUGAAUUCAACUGAGCCAAACAGUACUUAUGCUGCUCGAACCAUACAUAACGGUACUCAUGUACAACCCCAGAUGCAUGGAGCAUCUGAUGGGCCGGUUGCAAAGGCAUCUGAAUCAACAGCUGCACAGAGGAGCCCUAGAGUUGCUCAAAAUGCACCAACCUCUCAACCGCCCCCUGUGAGCUCCGAACCAACCGUUCCUACAAGCCCUGCAAAGGGAGAUACUUCAAAGGCAUUCCCUUUUCAGUUUGGAUCGAUUGUUCCUGGUGUUAUGAAUGGGGUGGCUAUUCCUGCUCGUACAAGCUCAGCUCCUCCUAAUUUAGAUGAGCAGAAGCGUGAUCAGGCUCGUCACGACUCUAUUAAACCUGUUCCUUCAGCGCCAAUCCCUACUGUUCCGAAGCCACAGCAGCCACCUAGGAAUGAUGCAGUUGUAACCGAGAAAACUAAUGCCAGAGAUACUCAUCUGGGGGCUAAGGCUAAAAAGGAUCCCCAGUUGCCAGCUUUGACUCCGGCAAGCCAGAUGCAGAGGCCUUCUGCUGUUCCUGUACCUGGGAUGUCAAUGCCAACACCAUUUCAGCAGUCACAGCAAUCUUUACAGUUUGGUGGUCCUAAUCCACAAAUUCAAUCUCAGGGAAUGUCUUCGACACCCAUGCAUAUUCCUAUGCCAAUGUCUAUACCAAUCGGAAAUGUUGGACAAGUGCAACAGCCGGUUUUUAUUCCUGGUCUUCAGCCUCAUCCAAUGCACUCUCAUGGGAUGAUGCAUCCAAGCCAUAACUUAAGUUUCGCUCAUCAAAUGGGUCAUCAGUUGCCCCAUCAAUUGGGCAACAUGGGCAUUGGCACCGGCCCUCCAUACCCCCAGCAGCAGGGUGGAAAUUUUGCGGGUCCUCGAAAAACUACUACUGUCAAGAUAACUCACCCUGAAACGCAUGAAGAGCUAAGGCUUGAUAAAAGGGCAGAUGGAUAUUCAGAUGGUGGGUCAUCUGGUGCUAGGCCGCAUCCUAAUGUACCUUCUCAAUCCCAUCCUGUUAAAUCCAUUGCUGCUUCUCAGCCUUCGAAUUAUUAUCCUUCCGGCUCAUAUAGUUCCAGUCCUCCCUAUUAUCAACCUCCUGGUUCUCUUCCGUUAACAAGUAGCCAGAUAACUCCCAACACCCAGCCACCGAUAUUUAAUUAUCCUGUGAACAAUGGUCCACAAAAUUUAGCUUUCAUCAAUUCAUCUUCUCUUAGUUCUCUGCCUGUUAAUAAAGUCAGCACUCCUAUUCCUCACAUUGCUGAAGCUCCCACUGCAGAACGUUCUCGUGAAGUGCCUAAAGUGACAUCAUCAGCUUCAACGGGGGUUUCUGUGACUAUUAAACCAAGUGCUGUUUCUGCUGUUACCGACUCAUCAUUGACUAAUUCUAGUAUUUCUGGUGUUCAAAAUCCCGAUACCUCCUCGGAAAUCUCUACACAGCAUUCUAAAUCUUCCGAGGAUUCUUCAAUUUCGAGUUUGCCAAAACAAUCUGCUGCAUCUGUUGUCACUGAUGAGAAGCUUACAGUGCUACCUACGCCAGCUGUGACUGUGGACUCUGUUUCAGUUGUGACUAAUAAUGAAGCCAACACGAGGGAACCUGUUAGUAGGUCCAACUCUGCGAAGGAUAACCAGAAGAAAUCUGGGAAAAUAGGUCAAUCGUCUCAAGAUCAGGUUUCUGUGCAAUCUCCUACAGCGGCUAGUAUGCAGUCUCGAGCUGUUGACAGUAGUAUAUCUGAUACUGGGGUUUCCACACCUGUAGGAAGUGAAACAAACCAUUUUCCUGCAAUUAUCACUGAAGAUCUUCUCACAUCUGAAGGAUCUGUUGCUGAAGUGGCUGAUAGUUUGAGUGAUCAUAAGCAUGAUAAGAUAGACGAAUCAUCCGAAGCAUCAGAUCUGCAGUCUGCUGAUUUACCAGAAGCAAACAAGGAAACCAAUGAUAGUGCGGAGAAUGCAUGCAGUGACUCGAUGUCCCAUUCAGUGUCGGGUACCAAGGAUAGACCAAAUUUAGAACCAAAUAAGGCGAAAACUACAUCUAAAGGGAAGAAGAAAAGAAAAGAGUUUCUCCAGAAAGCAGAUGCUGCUGGGACAACUUCUGAUCUUUAUAAUGCAUAUAAAGGACCUGAGGAAAAGAAAGAAACUGGCUUAAUUUCAGAGAGCUCAGAAAGUGAAUGUACAUCUGAAGGUUUAAAGCAGUUAUCCGCAGAUUCUGCUCAGUUAGAUGCUGCAGUAAGCGAGAAAAGUGGUCAGAAUAAAGCCGAACCUGAUGACUGGGAGGAUGCAGCUGACGUGUCUACACCAAAGCUUGAAGUUGAUGAUAAAUCUCAGCAGGAUUUUGAUGGAAGUGGAAGUACAGAAAAAAAGUACUCGCGUGAUUUUCUUUUGAAAUUCUCAGAGCAAUGCAUUACUCUUCCUGAAGGUUUUGAAAUUACGGCAGACAUAGCUGCGGCUUUGAUGAAUUCCAAUGUUGGUAAUUCUCGUGAUUCACAUCCUAGUCCUGGAAGAACUGUAGACAGGUCAAGGAUGGAACACCGUGGGAAUGUUGUGGCCGAGGAAGACAAAUGGAACAAAGUUUCCAAUGCUUUUCAUUCUGGGCGUGGUUUGGAUGGUAGCGGUGGAUUUCGACAUGGCCAAGGAGGCAAUUUUGGUGUUUUAAGGAAUCCUCGUGGACCGGCACCCAUCCAAUAUGGUGGGGCGAUCCUUUCUGGGCCAAUGCAAUCUGGGGCACAUCAGGGUGGAAUGCAAAGAAAUAGUCCUGACGGGGAGAGGUGGCAACGUUCUACUAGCUUCCAGCAGAGGGGUUUAAUUCCUUCUCCUCAGUCUCCCUUACAGAUGAUGCACAAGGCUGAGAAGAAGUACGAAAUAGGGAAAGUGUCAGAUGCAGAAGAGGCAAAGCAGAGGCAACUGAAAGCUAUCCUGAACAAACUAACUCCUCAAAAUUUCGAUAGACUUUUUGAACAGGUAAAAGCAGUUAAUAUUGACAACGCAAUCACUCUCACUGGUGUCAUCUCACAAAUCUUCGAGAAGGCUCUGAUGGAACCUACCUUCUGUGAAAUGUAUGCCAACUUCUGCUCACAUCUGGCUGCUGAGUUGCCUGAUUUGAGUGUGGACAACGAAAAGAUAACUUUUAAGAGGUUAUUAUUAAACAAAUGCCAGGAGGAAUUUGAGAGGGGUGAAAGAGAACAAGAAGAGGCAAAUAAGGUGGAUGAGGCUGAGGGUGAGGUCAAGCUGUCAAAUGAAGAAAGGGAGCAGAGAAGAACCAAGGCAAGAAGGCGCAUGUUAGGAAACAUCAGAUUGAUUGGAGAACUUUAUAAGAAGAAAAUGUUGACAGAGAGGAUAAUGCACGAGUGCAUAAAGAAGUUACUAGGUCAGUGUCAGGAUCCUGAUGAGGAAGAUGUUGAGGCUCUGUGCAAGCUGAUGAGUACUAUUGGGGAGAUGAUUGACCAUCCCAAAGCUAAAGAACAUAUGGAUGUAUAUUUUGAAAGGUUGAAAAUAUUAUCAAACAACAUGAAUUUAUCUUCUAGGGUAAGAUUUAUGUUGAAGGAUGUAAUUGAUUUGAGAAGGAAUAGAUGGCAAGUAAGGAGAAAAGUUGAUGGUCCAAAGAAGAUUGAGGAGGUACACAGAGAUGCCGUGCAAGAAAGGCAGGCUCAAGCACAAGUUGGUAGGACGGGUCGUGGUAUGGGAAACAAUCAAUCUGCAAGAAGGAACCCCAUGGAUUUUGGUCCUAGAGGAUCACCUAUGUUGUCUCCUCCUUCUCCAAUGGGUGGACCGCGUGGGCUUUCUACUCAAACACGUGGAUAUGGUUUACAAGAUGCUCGUUUUGAAGAAAGGCAAUCUUAUGAGCCUAGGACCUUGCCAAUUAAUUUUCCUCAAAGACCCUUGGGUAAUGAAUCUAUAACAUUGGGACCCCAAGGUGGUCUUGCUAGGGGAAUGUCCAGUAGAGGACCGACAAAUUCAAAUAUGUCAAUACCUGAUGUGCAUUCUGGCCCUGGAGACUCUCACAGAAUGCCUAGCGGUAUUAAUGGUUAUGGCAAUUUAUCUGAACGCACAUCGUAUGGCAAUAGGGAGGAUCUUGCAUCAAGAUAUAUGUCAGACAGACCUUCAAGUCCAGCUGGAUAUGAUCAUUCAAGUGCUGCAUCUCAUAAUAUAAACUAUGGUAACAGAGACUUAAGGAAUGAUGAUCGGAAUCUAAAUAGGCCUGUUGCAACUUCACCUCAUGCUCAGCCGCAAGGGCCAAUUGUCUCUCAAAAUGCUUCUACAGAUGAACAACUACGGGACAUGUCCUUGUCAGCAAUCAGAGAAUACUACAGUGCUAGAGAUGUAAACGAAGUUGCUCAAUGCAUCAAAGAUCUGAACUCUCCAAACUUUCAUCCUUCUAUGGUUUCUCUCUGGGUCACAGACUCAUUUGAGAGAAAGGACGCUGAAAGAGAUCUUUUGGCUAAACUGCUUGUCAAGCUUGGGAAGUCUCAGGAUGGCCUCCUGAGUCCAACUCAGCUUAUCGAAGGGUUCGAGACAGUUCUCAGUACAUUGGAGGAUGCUGUUAAUGAUGCCCCCAAGGCACCGGAGUUUCUUGGCCGUAUUUUUGCAGAACUUAUAACAGAGAGUUUAGUCGGUUUGAACGAGAUUGGGCAGUUAGUACAUGAUGGUGGAGAGGAGCCAGGCAGUCUCCUAGAAUUUGGACUUGCAGCUGAUGUUCUUGGAAGCACAUUGGAGGCAAUAAAGCACGAGAAAGGGGAUGUUGUUCUAAGUGAGAUUCGUACAAGCUCAACCUUGCGGUUGGAGUCUUUCCGACCACCUAAUAAUUCUACUACAUCAAGGAAGUUGGAGCAAUUUAUUUAGAUAACGAUGAUGCUUAAUGUAUGCUUUUUACAUUCAUAUAGGGGGGAAAUGAUUUUGUCUAUGAUUUUGUCUAGUGUUUUUGAGGCUACUCUCAACUUGCAGAGAUGAUUUUCUCAGUGAGAUGGGUGGGUAGAAUGUUAUAAAUUAUGGAAUUUCUUGUUUUAAUAUUAUUUCUCCUACAUCUUCAAUGCAAAUGUAAAAGGUUCAAUUAUUCAUCAGAAUUUUUUAGGCUGAAGUACUAUGUCCUCUUGGUUGUGGCCUUUUAUUUAUUUCUUAGCAGAUAUAAAUGGUUUAAAGAGAAUUUUUUAUGAA
This is a messenger RNA of Medicago truncatula (barrel medic), 5710 nucleotides long. RefSeq names its product eukaryotic translation initiation factor 4G. Gene Ontology annotation, cellular component: eukaryotic translation initiation factor 4F complex. Lineage: Eukaryota; Viridiplantae; Streptophyta; Magnoliopsida; Fabales; Fabaceae. Gene Ontology annotation, molecular function: protein binding; translation initiation factor activity; mRNA binding. The record is from RefSeq and is a predicted model, not a curated record. The coding region runs from base 344 to 5398 and encodes 1684 amino acids. The transcript has 11 exons.